CACAUGAACUACACAUGCUGUGUCGGGUGUACACAUGAGGAGAGCUCCUUUCCCCCCUGUGAACGAAGCCCCGGGAAGGAGAGGAGACCCUUCGGCCUUUGGACAGUGUCAUCCGGGCUUGGGUUAGGAUGCAGGGGGUUGACUGCCGGCUUCUGUGAACCCUCCUGAAGACAUUCCCUCCAGCCUCUGAGCUGCAGCCACCCGGGGGGAGCCCUACCGAGCGGCUCCUUAUGGAACACGAGGAGUCACCAGGCAGAAGAGGCCCAGGGGAAAGCACCGCAGUGCCUGCCAAGGGACGACUCGAUCUCACCGCAAAGACAACCACCAAAACUUCUGGACUCCGGGCAAGGCUGACCGACUUCAUGUGCCGUUUUACAGAAUGCUGAUUUGGUAAAGCUGCGUCGGCUCGGAAUAAUUUUAAUUCCCCCCAAAAGCCAGGUGCUUUCAAGGAUGGACUCAGAACAAGGAGCAUCUACACAGCAGGCCAUUGCUGUACUCUUCACGACAAUGAGUCCGAAUAAUUUGACCGACUACGACUAUUAUGGCUUUGAUCACAAUUAUGUCAUCACGGAAGAGCUCUCUAACAAGGAAUCGACGUACGACACGAGGGCCAUUGCUCGGAUCCUCACCGUUUUCAUCUACAGCAUCACUUGCCUCCUGGGCUUAGUGGGCAACGGGGUGGUGAUCGGAAUCAUCGUGUUCAAGAUGAAGAAGUCCGUCAACGCGAUCUGGUUCCUCAACCUGGCUGUCGCGGACUUCUUGUUCAACGUCUUCCUGCCACUGACAAUCAGCUACACAGCCUUGGGCUACAACUGGGUGUUUGGCAAGGGCAUGUGCAAAGUCAACUCCUUCCUUCUCAUUCUUAACAUGUACACCAGCGUGUUCUCCUUGGCGACCAUCAGCAUCGACCGCUGCAUCUCAGUAGUCUUCCCAGUCUGGUCCCAAAACCACCGCAGUCCGAAAAUCGCAUACUCGUUGUGUCCCCUUAUCUGGACACUGGGCAUCUUAAUGAGUUCCCCUUCCCUGGUUUUUCGGGACACUGAAACGCAUCGCUACACAGGAAAUGUGGUUUGUUUCAACAAUUAUUAUUUGCCCAACUCUCUGCAUGAUCGCUCCGUACACGACAUGAGACACGUAACGGUAAAUGUCACGAGGUUCCUGGCGGGGUUCGUCAUGCCAAUGGCUAUCAUCACCGUUUGUUACAUGAUCAUUAUCUUCCGGCUCAGAAGGAACCGCCUCGCUAAGUCCAAAAGACCUUUGAGAAUAAUUAUUGCUAUUAUAAUGACCUUCUUCUUGUGCUGGUGUCCCUACCAUAUCUUCAACCUGCUGGAGACACAACACCGCUGGGUCCUAGGCCCCGUGUUAGAGAUUGGGCUGCCGAUCGUGACCGCGAUUGCCGUUGCUAACAGUUGCAUGAACCCCAUACUUUAUGUCUUCAUGGGCCAGGAUUUUAAAAAGUUUAAGAUGACCCUCCUGUCCAGGAUGGUCAAUGCCUUGAGUGAGGACACUGUCCAUUCGUCUCUCGCACGCAGGAGCUUCACGAAAGCCUCCUCGAUGACAGAAAAGGAGACAAUUUUACUCUGAGGCUGACACGGACCACUUUGAUCUAAUAUCUGUUGAUCUGCCAUCAUCUUUUGGUCUACCCAUGGAGAUAAAGAAGAGAUUCCGUUGAGACUGAUGGUGGGUUUUAACCUGGAUCGCCCCGGAUGUAUCGUUCUGUUAUUUUCCAGCCGUUCCAGAAGGGACAUGGAUUUGUAUUAACAAAACCGUUGUUUUUGUGAUCCGUUGUGACCACAAGAUAGGACACGUCGACUUGGUCAUUAUUAUGUAUCAUUUCCAGUUUCUUUCAAGCUUUGUCAAGGCCAUGUGUAUGAUAAGCACUUGGUCAUAUUCUCCUAGCAAGCUUUAAAGCUGAGCAGGGCUUUGAAGCCGAGCCUCCAGAACCCAGCCUCUGUACUGCAGCACACUAGUCCUCAAUGUUAGCUGUAUGGCAGCCACAGUACUAAUGCUCCGUGGCUUUUCACACUGGUGGGAAGGUCAGGCAGCUUUUCAAAGAGUUUGCUUCCUUUGAAGGACAGAAAGCCCCAGAAGGUGUUUUACUAACUUCCAGUCGAGUGGCUGCGUUAGUCCGCUGCAGCGAGAAAGCAAAGGAAGAAUCCUGUUGCCCCUCAAGGACAAACACAAUUAUUGUCGCCUAAGAUUUCAUGGGCUUGAACCCUUGACUGUUGCGCAGCAAUGAAUUUGUUAGGCAUGAGGACAGGAAUCCCCAGCCAGUUUGGUGUAGUGGUUAGGUGCGCGGACUCUAAUCUGGGAGAACCAGG
This is a messenger RNA of Gekko japonicus, 2321 nucleotides long. It is a transcript of the gene CMKLR1, whose product is annotated as chemerin chemokine-like receptor 1. The transcript is spliced from 3 exons. Lineage: Eukaryota; Metazoa; Chordata; Lepidosauria; Squamata; Gekkonidae. The coding region runs from base 451 to 1584 and encodes 377 amino acids. The record is from RefSeq and is a predicted model, not a curated record. Gene Ontology annotation, biological process: inflammatory response; regulation of calcium-mediated signaling; positive regulation of cytosolic calcium ion concentration. Gene Ontology annotation, cellular component: plasma membrane. Gene Ontology annotation, molecular function: complement receptor activity; G protein-coupled receptor activity.